UUCGGGCAUUGAAAUCGUUCCUGAUGCAAGAACAGCCACCGGCGUCAUCAUGCUUGACAACAAUGGCGAGUGUCAGUGUAUGGUGGCAGACAUGGGUGUCCAUGACCGACUACAGCCACAACAGGUGGAAAACCAUAGGCAAAGUCUUGCAACUGCUCCCCUCGUCAUUAUGGAUUGCAACGUUCCCUUCGAGACCAUGGAACAUACGCUGGACAUCUGCUUAGAACAUCGAGUACCAGUGUGGUUGGAACCAACAGAUGUUAGUAACGCAGAUCGAAUGUUCCAACGUGGUUCAAAAUGGCGUUCAUCAUUAUCGUAUGCCUCACCGAAUCUCAAUGAGUUGAAAGUAAUGUAUUCCGCCAUUUUAGGACAGCAUCCUCCUCCUACUUCAGGAAGUGCGCUAGAAGAUUUAUUGACAUACACUGGUUACUUAGGUAAACCACUCUUGACAGGUAACUUCCACACGCUGCUUGUCACGUUAGGCUGCCAUGGAGUGGUGCUGGUAACGACUUUAACUGUAGAUUGUCUGUUUCCCAUUCGAGGUUCCGAAAUUUCAAAGGGUGAAGUUCGUGUUGUUCAUUACCCAGCUCCAAAUGUAGAAGGAAUCAUCAGCGUGUCAGGAGCAGGAGACUGUUUUGCUGCUGGAAUGAUUACUGGUAUUCUCCAGCGACUUUCUCCAUCUAAGUGUAUCGAAGCAGGAAAACGGGCAGCUGCCCUUUCUUUGCAUUCCCAUCUUGCUGUACCUCAAACCAUGUGUCCAGAAAUGGUGCUACCUUCUUGAGAAAGCAGAAUAAUUUUGUAUAUAAAGAAUAUUUUUUAUAUUUAUAAGAAAUUAGGUAUCAUUUCUUAAUUAUUUUUUUCCCUUUGCUUGAAUUGUACAUUGAAUAUUAUAUCAAAGUCAAUUGAUAUUUUCACACAAAUACUACCUGCACAACUGGGAAUAUGACUAAGUAUUUUUGUUGAAAUGUAUAAAACUAGGUACUGAAAGAAGG
Molecule: messenger RNA, 992 nt
Organism: Uloborus diversus
Lineage: Eukaryota; Metazoa; Arthropoda; Arachnida; Araneae; Uloboridae
Exons: 6
Coding region: 50-781 (243 amino acids)
Molecular function (GO): kinase activity
Source: RefSeq, a predicted model, not a curated record